This is a messenger RNA of Brenthis ino (lesser marbled fritillary), 1095 nucleotides long. Lineage: Eukaryota; Metazoa; Arthropoda; Insecta; Lepidoptera; Nymphalidae. The record is from the annotation of a GenBank genome assembly.
AUGUCAAGCUUUCAUAAAACAUCUAUUUCACACUCAAAUACUAAAGGAACGAAAUUAAAAAAUAACCUCACCUAUAUAUCUUCCGGAAUACCAUCGUUAGAUUAUGUUAUUGGCGGAGGCUUACCAACAGGAAGUGUGUUUCUUGUAGAGGAAGAUGUUUUAGGAAGUUAUAGCAGGGUAUUAAUGAAAUAUUUCUUAGCUGAGGGUGUUAUAUGUAAACAUGAUUUGUUUAUAUCUUCUGCUGAUGUACAUCCUGGAGACAUUACUAAAGAAUUACCUCAAGCAUGCAUAUUACCAUCAGAUGAGAAAACAGGCCAAGAAGCAAGUAGUGAGAUGAAAAUUGCCUGGAGAUAUGAAGGACUUGGUAAAGUGGAGUCAUCCUUUGGCAGUAACACCAAUUUUGGUCACCACUUUGAUCUUAGUAAACAUAUUGAUGAAAAUACUAUUAGAAAUGCUAAUAUAACUUACUGUCACUUAACCCAGGAUGAUAAUAAAGUAAAUGGCUUUAAAAAUAAUUUAUAUAGCAAUCUUCUGGCAAACAUAAAAAAACUAGUAUCAAAGGAAGAAUAUAAUAGAACUAGUAAAACUAAGAAUAUUUUACGAAUUACUAUACAAUCAUUGGGCUCCCCUAUUUGGAUGGCAUUAGACUGUGAUGAUGAAUCACCAACUAACUAUGGGCAAGACUUGCUAAAAUUUCUAUAUUGUUUAAGAAUAAUGACUCAAGAUAAAAAUGUUGUAACAUUUAUAACCAUUCCUUCACAUUUAUUUGAUGAUGAUCACAUAAUGAAACGUGCUCUGUAUUCAGUAGAUAAUGCAGUUAGAAUAGAAUCAUUUGCAGGUUCAAGUAAAGAAACAAAUCCUGUAUAUAGUGAAUAUCACGGUCUGUUCCAUAUAACUAAGUUAUCUGCUGUACAUUCACUUGUACCAUUUGUGCCUCCAAGUCUUGAUCUAGCAUUUAAAUUGAGAAGAAAGAAGUUUGUCAUAGAGAAACUGCAUUUGCCACCGGAACUUCAAGAGUCGAGCGAGCGCGAGCAAGACGACAUUACAGCCACACCAAAAACAUGCGGCGGGUUCAAGAAAAAAGAUAUCGAUUUU